AUCCAAUCAGCCGCGUCCUCAGAGGCGCGUCAGGCCCCGCCCCCACCCCCCAGCAGCAGUGCAGGUGAGUGCGGCGGUCGAGAGCGCGAGCGGAGCAGCGUCAUGAGAUUCGGUCCGAUCUGAGCGAACCGGGAGCGGCGCAGCGGAGGAGACCAUCUGGUUCAGACAGACCUGCUCCAUAUGACUCCAUGAAUGACCUCUGACCCGUGAAGCCCCGCCUCUCCAGUCCCGUCCAAUCACGUGCUUCCUCUGGCGGCCCGAUCGCCGUCCGUCACGAUGGUUUGCCACUACAACGAGAGUGUGAAGUUCUUCUACGACAUCAGCAAGAAGAACAUCAGCGGAAUGUGGCAGACUAAAGACUAUGUGGUGGUUUCUCUGGGACUGCUGGUCUGUGUUUUCGUCAUCUUCGCCAACAUCCUGGUCAUGCUGGCCAUCUUCAUGAACCGCAGGUUCCACUACCCCAUCUACUACCUGCUGGGGAACCUGGCGGCGGCCGACCUGUUCGCAGGCAUCUCCUACAUGUACCUGAUGUUCCACACGGGCCCCUGGACCAUCAAACUCUCCAUCAAUCAGUGGUUUGUGCGGCAGGGUUUGAUCGACACCAGUCUGACGGCGUCGGUCAUUAAUCUGAUGGCCAUCGCGCUGGAGCGCCACCAGACCAUCUUCACCAUGCAGCUGCACAGCAAAAUGACCAACCACCGGGUGGUGCUGCUGAUCAUCGGCAUCUGGCUGAUCGCCAUAUUGCUGGGUUUGGUGCCCUCUUUGGGAUGGAGCUGCAUAUGCAACACCAGUGAGUGCUCGAACAUGGCGCCGCUCUACUGCCGCAGCUACCUGGUGUUCUGGGCCGUGCUCAACCUGCUGACCUUCACCAUCAUGAUGGCCGUAUACACGCGCAUCUUCAUCUACGUGCUCCGCAAGAACCACCGCAUGAGCCAGCACACCUCGCAGGUCAAGCAGAAGGAGACGGUGGUCAACCUGAUGAAGACCGUGGUCAUGAUCCUGGGUUGUUUCGUGGUGUGUUGGACGCCGGGGCUGGUGCUGCUCCUCCUGGAUGGAUUGUGUGAAUCCUGUGACGUCCUGACCUACGAGAAGUUCUUCCUGGUGCUGGCCGAGUGCAACUCCUUCAUGAACCCCAUCAUCUACUCCUACCGGGACAAGGACAUGCGCGACACCUUCAAACGCAUCCUGUGCUUCCCGUGUUUGGGGUGGCAGCAGACGGAAGAGCACUCGGGUGUGCGCUUCAACACCCUCAAGCAAGAGCGGAGACGGCGCGUGCUGCAGGAGUCGUGGGUCGCUCGUAAGGCUCGUGACGGAGACGGCGAGCAGGCUAACAGAGGACAGCUGGUGCUGAAGGAGGCGGAGAACAUGCUGGACUCCACCGAGAGCUGAGGAACCCGUAGCAGGACCAGAAGGACCCACUCCUGCGCUCUGAUUGGCUGCAUGAGCUGUCAGUCACUGUCUGUGUGUUUCUGUGAGGCUCACCUGAAGUCUGAGCUCUAACUGUGAAUGAGUUCACUGUAAAUAUGGUUUUUAUUUAAUUGAAGUCUUACUGCCGGAGUUGAUGCAUGUUUUUAUGUUGUACUUGAAAACACAUGACUGGCAUCUGAUCAGACAGACAUUAAUUGUGUUUUCACGUCGACUGUACCAAAACUGAUUACAAUACUUUUCAACAUGUUUCUUUAUUUAAAAACAUUAGAAUCUAAUCAAAUGAUGAAUGAAAUAAAUCAAUGUUGUGUAGUUUUUAAGGCGUUCCUCAGUUGAAUAAACCCUGCUUUGAGUUUUUCCAAGUCA
Messenger RNA from Cyprinus carpio (common carp), 1791 nucleotides. RefSeq names its product lysophosphatidic acid receptor 2-like. Gene Ontology annotation, molecular function: lysophosphatidic acid receptor activity. Gene Ontology annotation, biological process: G protein-coupled receptor signaling pathway. Gene Ontology annotation, cellular component: membrane. NCBI's taxonomy places the organism in Eukaryota, Metazoa, Chordata, Actinopteri, Cypriniformes, Cyprinidae. The record is from RefSeq and is a predicted model, not a curated record.